AUCAUCUAACUCCGUACAAAUAAACAACUUGUAUCCGAGAUAAGACUUUUGUCGAGAUAUAUUGCUGUUGCUUGUUUUUAUUGAUUCAUUGAUCUUGAAUCAAUUAUCAUUGUUCAAUUGAAUUUACUAGAAGUCACUAGAGAACCUACCGCCGUCAACUCUUUUCCCUUUCCGCGAAGAAGCACCCGUCCGCCUUGGUCAGGCCCCCUUCCGUCAACCGAUCCUCGCUUGAGAUGUCCACCGCCACCGCUGCCGCCUCCGGGGUCAACCCCCCUCUGACCAACAACACGCUGGAGAAGAAGCCCAUCAAAUUCUCCAACUUGCUUCUCGGCGCCGGCCUCAACUUGUUUGAGGUCACUUCGCUCGGUCAGCCUCUGGAGGUCUGCAAGACCCACCUUGCCGCGAACCGAGGCGAUUCGUUUGCCUCUGCGCUGCGCUCCAUUUGGAACCGCGGUGGUGUGCUCGGAUUCUACCAGGGUCUUAUCCCCUGGGCCUGGAUCGAGGCCUCGACUAAGGGCGCCGUGUUGCUCUUCGUCGCUUCCGAAGCCGAAUACUAUGCCCGUGUCGCCGGUGCCUCGGAGUUCGGUGGUGGUAUCAUCGGUGGUAUGACCGGAGGUGUCGCUCAGGCUUACGCCACCAUGGGUUUCUGUACCUGCAUGAAGACGGUCGAAAUCACGCAACACAAGUUGGCCGCUACGGGUGUUAAGCCUCCUGGUACCUUUGCUACCUUCAUGGAUAUCUACCGCAAGGAAGGUAUCCGCGGUAUCAACCGUGGUGUCAACGCCGUCGCUAUCCGCCAGAUGACCAACUGGGGAUCGCGUUUCGGUCUCUCACGUCUUGCUGAGCAGGGUAUCCGCCGUAUCACCAACAAGGAGAAUGGUGAGAAGCUCACUGCUGUUGAGAAGAUCACCGCUUCGGCCGUAGGUGGUGGUUUUUCCGCCUGGAACCAGCCGAUCGAGGUCAUCCGUGUCGAGAUGCAAAGCAAAAAGGAGGAUCCCAACCGACCCAAGAAGAUGACGGUCGGAAACACUUUCAGGUACAUUUAUGACACCAACGGUCUCAAGGGUUUGUACCGUGGCGUUAUGCCGCGUGUCGGGUUGAGCGUUUGGCAGACGGUUUGCAUGGUGGCCAUGGGUGAUAUGGCCAAGACUUACGUAGAAAAGUUGACCGGAGAGAAGGUCACUGCUAAGCAUUAGGCGGCGUUUUCUGGAUGGAUGAUAUGGAUGGUCACGUAACUCACGUGUUGAUAGAACAUGGUGUGGGAUCAAAUGUGUUGUGCUUUUUCAUGAUUUUUCUUGAUAUAUUUAUGACGGUCCGUCACUGAUAGAAUUCUUAAACUUCGACCCGUAUUCCGGGUAGCAUCUGUUCUUCUGGUCUACGUCUGGCAUUGGUGUAUGACGACGGCGUAUGGCUCUUGGUCGAGAUAUAUACAUACUAUAGAGACCUAAUCGCAAUACAAGCUUGUGGCCUUGGGUCGAAUUCGUUUUCCAGUGUCGCUCUUGACGGUUGGUCUUGUUUAUAUGCCGUGAUAUGCGCGAUUUUAGUCUGGUAUGUUAUAUCAGUGGGUGUGGCUAUGUAGGCGGAUGUUGGGGUUGAUAAGGGUGUCGAAGUUCGGUGUCGAGCUGCUACUGGCUGCUCUAAUCUACCUACCUAGGUAUAUCCCGCAGCAACACGCUCAUGGCUAUAAUCCUCCGUAUGAAGAACAUAUCAUUCCAGGUUUCACAUCUAGAGCUUCAAUUCAUACUCCU
Messenger RNA from Hypoxylon trugodes, 1748 nucleotides. Its product is annotated as mitochondrial carrier. Gene Ontology annotation, biological process: alpha-ketoglutarate transport; mitochondrial citrate transmembrane transport. Lineage: Eukaryota; Fungi; Ascomycota; Sordariomycetes; Xylariales; Hypoxylaceae. The record is from RefSeq and is a predicted model, not a curated record. Gene Ontology annotation, molecular function: tricarboxylate secondary active transmembrane transporter activity. Gene Ontology annotation, cellular component: mitochondrion. Bases 234 to 1196 code for a protein of 320 amino acids. The transcript is spliced from 4 exons.